AGCUGGAAAUUUCACGGAAUAACCUUCCCUGCUGGGAGAAUUCCAGCUGCUUUUCCAAACUCUUCCUCACCACGGCCCCUCUGGACAACCUCCCUCCUCCCUGAGUUUGUUUAUAUGCUUUGAAUCCCGUUAGGAAACCAUCUCCCUCCUUCAGCGCUGCUUUAUCCAAGUUUCCAUAUUUAGUUCUUUCAGCUAUUCCUGUUCCUGGACCAGCUUUCCUGCUGCAUCCCAGUUUUUCCCUCCAGCAGCUGCUACUGGGGAGGAAUUAUCCCACAUCCUCCGUGCACCGAUGGAUGCUCUGCCCUCACUGACCCACCCCGAUCCCAAAUCCCUCCCCAGGCCCUAAUCCCGGGAUUGGGAACGCCGGGCACCCCUGGGUGCCGUCCGUGGGAUGGGGAGCGGGGAAUUGCGGGAUUUUAGGGAGGGACAGAGUUAAAGGCGCUGAAGGAGGGUUUCCUCCUGGCACGUGGCUCCAUGUCAGCCGGCAGAGGCAACGCAGGGAAAGCGCCGCAGGAAUUCACCGGGAGCAGGGAGACGCUGCUUAGAGGGAAAUCGGUGUCCGGGUCCCGGCAGCCAAGCUGAUCCCGGGCAGCAGGGCCGGCGCCGGUGCCGGCGGCAGCGCCGACCAUGUUCAACGGGGAUGCCAGCUCGUCGUCGGCGCGGAGCGUGGUGCGCAGCUCCAGCAUCAGCGGCGAGAUGUACAGCCUGGAGAAGAGCGCGCGCGGCAGUGCCGACUCCGUCACCGUCACCGCCAGCAAGAAGCGGCGCUCCAGCCUGGGCGCCAAGAUGGUGGCGAUCGUGGGGCUGUCGCAGUGGAGCAAGAGCACCCUGCAGCUCAACCAGACCGAGGGAGGCCCCAAAAAGCUGCGCAGCACCAUCCGCAGGAGCACCGAGACAGGCAUCGCCGUGGAGAUGCGCACCAGGGUGACCCGGCAGGGCAGCCGCGAGUCCACGGACGGCAGCACCAACAGCAACAGCUCGGACGGCACGUUCAUCUUCCCCACCACGCGGCUGGGAGCGGAGAGCCAGUUCAGCGAUUUCCUGGACGGGCUGGGCCCGGGGCAGCUCGUGGGGCGGCAGACCCUGGCCACCCCCCCGAUGGGCGAUGUCCACGUGGGCAUGGCUGACCGCAACGGGCAGCUGGAGGUGGACGUGAUCCAGGCCAGGGGACUCAUCCCGAAGAUGGGCUCCAAGUGCAUCCCUGCCACCUACGUGAAGGUUUACCUGCUGGAGAACGGCGUCUGCCUGGCCAAGAAGAAGACCAAGGUGGUGAAGAAAACCUGCGACCCCUCGUACCAGCAGCCGCUGCUCUUCGAGGAGAGUCCCCAGGGCAAAGUCCUGCAGGUGAUCGUCUGGGGCGACUACGGCCGCAUGGACCACAAGUGCUUCAUGGGCAUGGCCCAGAUCAUCCUGGAGGAGCUGGAUCUCUCCAGCGCCGUCUCGGGCUGGUACAAACUCUUCCCAACCUCGUCCCUGGCCGACUCCAGCAUCGGACCCCUCACCCGCCGCCUCUCCCAGUCCUCCCUGGAGAGCUCCACCAGCCCCUCCUGCCCGUAGAGGCCGGGAUCGGGAAGGAGAAUCCGAGGAGACCUUGCAGAACUGGGCGUGGAGAGCUGUAAAUAUCCCUUUAUUUUUUUUUUUCCCCUUUUUAUUUUUUAAAUUUUCCAUCUCCUUCUCCCCCUCCCUCCCAAAAAAAAAAUCUGCCCUGGAUGCCCUCCCCGGGAAGGGAGAGGGAGCGAGGGCCGGGUGGGAAGGAGAAGUGAAAAUCCCCCCUGAGGGCUGCGACUGCCAACGAUCCCAGACUGUUCCCAGUCCUCUCCCGACCCCGCUGGGAGCAGCCCAGCCCGGCUCAGGACGAGGUUCCUUUUUUCCCUGCCUCCGAGGAAAAAGGCGGCUUUCCAAGGGGAAAACCCCCCGGAACUCAGAACAAAUCCAACUCUGCACUUAUUUUUUGUUUUCCAAGGAAUGUAGCAUCUUCUCUUAUGUAGCUUUGCCACGUGCUAACAACACACUCACUGCAAUAUCCAAGAGAACUCCGGAUGGACCGGGAGCAUCUGCCAGUCUCAUCCCGUUUUGGUCGCUUUCCCAGCACUUUUGGUGGCCAUUUCCCUGCCUUUUCUUUUUUUUCCCAAAUUUUGGGGUUUGUUUUUUUUUUUUUUUUGGGAGCAUGUAGCCUGUGACCAUUGCCAAAGCGAGAGGGGACAGGGAAAGGGGCGCUGCCUCCCCUCGAGUCCGGCCAAAACCAGACCCGAAGGACAAAACUCUGGGAACGCCCGGCGGGAGAAGGCGACGGAGCGGGAACGCCGCGAUCCCGGCGGGUCGGAUGCAUCCCGGCCCCUUCCGUCCCGGCUGGAGGGAUGGGAUGCUCUCCUUGGAGCUGAGAUGUCCUCCUCGAGGUCAGGAAUGCUCUCCUCGAGGUCAGGAAUGCUCUCCUCGAGGUCUGGGAUGCCCUCCUUGAGGUCUGGAAUGUCCCUCCUCAGGGUCUGGGAAGCCCUGCUUGGGGUUGGGAUGCUCUCCUCGAGGUCUGGAAUGCUCUCCUUGGAGCUGAGAUGUCCUCCUCGAGGUGUGGCUGUCCCUCCUCGGGGUCUGGCUGUCCCUCCUCGGGGUCUGGCUGUCCCUCCUUGGGAUCUGGGAAGCCCUCCCCAAGGUUGGGAUGCUCUCCUCGAGGUCUGGAAUGUUCUCCUCGAGGUCUGGGAUGCUCUCCUUGGAGCUGAGAUGUCCUCCUCGAGGUCUGGCUGUCCCUCCCCGAGGUUGGGAUGUUCUCCUCGAGGUCUGGAAUGCUCUCCUCGAGGUUGGGAUUCCCCUCCUCCUCAGACCUUCUUGGGGUCUGGAAUAUCCUCCUUGGAGCAGGAUGCCGUCCUUCAAGGCUGAGAUUCCCUCCUCAGGGGUUGGGAUUCCCUCCCUGAGGGCUGGGAUGACCUUCCCAAGAUCUUGGAUCCCCUCCUGGAGAUGCUCUCCUAGGAGCUGGGAUCUCCUUCUCCUCCUCCAGACCGGGCUGUCCUCCUCGAGGUGUGGGAUUCCCUUCCUGGGCUCUGGAAUUCCCUUCCUGGGCUCUGG
Molecule: messenger RNA, 3057 nt
Organism: Prinia subflava (tawny-flanked prinia)
Lineage: Eukaryota; Metazoa; Chordata; Aves; Passeriformes; Cisticolidae
Gene: RIMS3
Product: regulating synaptic membrane exocytosis 3
Exons: 7
Coding region: 628-1557 (309 amino acids)
Biological process (GO): regulation of membrane potential; regulation of synaptic vesicle exocytosis; regulation of synaptic plasticity
Cellular component (GO): cytoskeleton of presynaptic active zone; presynaptic membrane
Molecular function (GO): transmembrane transporter binding; small GTPase binding
Source: RefSeq, a predicted model, not a curated record